Molecule: messenger RNA, 2845 nt
Organism: Phymastichus coffea
Lineage: Eukaryota; Metazoa; Arthropoda; Insecta; Hymenoptera; Eulophidae
Gene: Hsc70Cb
Product: heat shock 70 kDa protein 4
Exons: 12
Coding region: 186-2747 (853 amino acids)
Biological process (GO): protein folding
Cellular component (GO): nucleus; cytosol
Molecular function (GO): ATP binding; ATP-dependent protein folding chaperone
Source: RefSeq, a predicted model, not a curated record
CAUCAGUUUAGCAGAAGCAAGCACAGCGAAAAGAGAUAUAAGAGGAUUAAGGAGAGCUCGUUUCGGAGCUGAAUUGAAAAAACGAAAAUUGCUUUAUUGUAGCCUUAAAAAAUAAGCAAACAAUUUUGUUGUUUUCCAAUUCAUCGUUGUUACAAAGUGCAAAAACAGAUAGCUGAGUGUUAACAAUGGCAGCAAUGUCUGUGAUCGGCAUAGACUUCGGCAACGAUAGCUGUUAUAUAGCCGUGGCUAGAGCCGGUGGCAUCGAGACCAUCGCCAACGACUACAGCCUCAGGGCCACGCCGUCAUGCGUGGCGUUCUCCAGCAAGAAUCGUAUUCUUGGAGUAGCAGCGAAAAACCAAAUGGUGACGAACAUGAAGAACACGAUAUACGGCUUUAAACGUCUCCUAGGUAGAAAAUACAACGAUCCAUUCGCUCAGAAAGAACUUAAGCACCUACCCUACAAGACCAGCCAGACGGCCGAUGGCGGUAUUGGCAUUCAUGUCCAAUAUCUCGGCGAGGAUCACGUUUUCACACCCGAACAGAUAACUGCAAUGCUGUUCACCAAACUCAAAGACAUCUCAGUGACAGCAUUGGGUACAGCGGUGAACGACUGUGUAAUUUCCGUUCCAUCGUACUUCACCCAAGCCGAGCGUCAAGCAUUACUUGAUGCAGCUCGUAUUGCCGGACUCAAUGUACUCAGGCUGUUUAACGAGACCACCGCUACUGCGUUAACUUACGGAAUUUAUAAGCAAGAUCUUCCUACACCUGAUGCUGCUCCAAGGAACGUUGUAUUCGUUGAUUGUGGAUUCUCCAGCUUGCAAGUUUCCAUAUGCGCUUUUCACAAAGGCAAACUGAAGAUGCUUGCAAGCGCAUCUGAUACACAAGUUGGCGGCCGUGAGAUCGAUGCGAUCUUGGCCGAUUACUUCUGCAAGGACUUUCAAGCUCGUUACAAGGUAGACGCGCACAAAAACCCACGCGCCUAUCUACGACUCUUGGCUGAGGUUGAGAAGUUGAAAAAGCAAAUGUCGGCAAACUCGACGAAAUUGCCCAUCAACAUCGAAUGUUUCAUCGACGAGAAAGACGUGCAUGGUGACAUGCAACGUGCUGAUAUGGAAACCAUGUGCGCGCAUCUGUUCAAGCGCGCUGAAAAUACACUUAGGCACUGCUUAGCUCAGUCCAAACUGAAGUUGGAUGAAAUUCACUCAGUCGAACUUGCUGGAGGUUCAAGUCGAGUACCGGCUAUUAAGAAGCUUGUUGAGGAUAUCUUUGGCAAGCCAUGCUCCACAACUCUUAAUCAAGACGAGUCUGUUGCACGUGGUUGUGCCUUGCAAUGCGCCAUGCUUAGUCCGGCUGUUAGAGUACGCGAAUUUUCAGUAACUGACAUACAGCCUUAUCCUAUAAAACUUACAUGGGAUGCUAGCCAGGGAGAGCCUGGAGAAAUGGAAGUGUUUGAACAGAAUCACUCUAUUCCAUUCUCCAAGAUGCUGACAUUCUACCGAUCCAGUCCAUUCAUUUUGACUGCUAACUACAGUGUGCAACCACCAACAUACCCUACAAGUCUAAUCGGCACGUUCACAAUCCGCGACAUCAAACCUAACAAAGAAGGCGAAUCGUCAAAGGUAAAAGUAAAGGUUAGAAUCAACCUAAACGGUAUUCUGACGAUUGCAUCAGCAUCUUUGGUGGAAAAACGCGAGCAAACUCAGCAGGAGAAAGAAGAAGAAGAGCAACAGUUGAAACAGCAACAAGAAGCUAUGAACAUCGAUCAGUCGCAAGACAAAAAGGAUCAAGCAGAUCAAGAUGCACAGGCCAAAGAACCACCUGCUCCAGAGGUUAAAAUGGAUAAGUCACGGCGAUGCUCCGACGACGAGGGUUCGUCCUACUCUUCUAGGAUAAAAUCUGCUCUGUCCUGGCUCAGCUCGAGUGAUGAGAAAGCAGAUGACGGUAAAGGCAAAGUUAAAGUACGUCAUAUUGAUUUACCCAUCGACAUUCAUGGAUAUGGCUUGUUGCAAAGUGAUCUUGAUCAUGCCUUGGAGAAAGAGUGCAAAAUGGUAGCAGAAGAUAGGCAAGAGAAAGAGCGAGUUGAUGCUCGUAACGCUCUCGAGGAGUACGUCUAUGAUCUUCGAUCAAAAGUUUCAGAUGAGGAUCAGUUAGCAAAUUUUGUGCAAGAGCAUGAGCGCGAAGUACUUUGCCGCACCCUUGACGAUACUGAGAACUGGUUAUAUGAGGAAGGCGAGGAAUGUCAGCGUCAAGUUUACUCUGACAGAUUAGCUCGGCUAAGGUCCCAAGGCGAGCCCAUAAAGGAUCUGAAGCACGAAUAUGAAAACCGAGCACCAGCAAUGGAGGAGCUCGCUGGCGCGCUCCAGCUGGCAAAGAAGGCUGUCGAUCAGAUCCGAGCCACUCAUAAAGAUCCUAAAAACGACAAGUACGAUCACAUUACCAACGAGGACCUAGGCAAAGUUGAGAAACAUGUACAAGAAAAAUGGAGUUGGCUCGAGGAUACGCGUGCUCUACUAAAUCAAACACCACUUACACAGCAACCACCUGUUUACGUUAAUCAGAUUCGUGCUAGAAGACAGUCUCUCGAUGGUUUUGUCACACCUAUUCUCAAUAAACCUAAACCUAAAGUAGAGCCGCCGAAAGAAGAUAAGAAGGAAGAACAGAAAAACGAGAAGAACGCUCAGAAUCAAAACAACCAAUCGUCAAAUGAUAUGGAUGUCGAUUCGGGAACACCGGAGGCUCAACAAUAAAGAACACAAAUAAAAUAAACACAAUCGACUAACUACCAUUUAUUUCGUCGAAGAUUUUCACACAAAACAAAUCAGGAUAUCGUCAGUCAUGUCACGAA